AUGUUGCCUUAUGAAGAAAAGUAUUCACCACUUGAGAAGAUAUGUGUAGCACUUGUAUGGGCAACCCGCAAACUCAGACAUUAUAUGCUUGCUUACAAGGUCUUGUUGAUUGCAAGAAUGGACCCAUUGAAAUAUCUACUGGAGAAGCCUUUGCAAGAUGGGAAGACAACUAAAUGGGUUUUACUUUUAUCAAAACUUGAUAUUAAAUAUGUGACUCAGAAGUCUGUAAAAGGGAAAGCAAUUGUCGACCACUUAGCCCAUUGUUCACCAAAAGAAGCUGAAGAAAUCAAAGGGGACUUUCUAGAUAAAGAUAUUAUGGUGAUCGAGGUGGAAUCAGGGAAGAUGUAUUUUGAUGGAGCAACUAAUCAAAAUGGAAGUAGCAUUGGAGUUCUCUUAAUUUCUCCAAAAGGGACACACAUCCCAUUUUCUGGUAGGCUCAACUUUCCUGCCACCAACAAUGCCACUAAAUAUGAAGCUUGCAUUAUGGGGUUACGAGCAGCCCUAAGUCUUGGAGUGAAAGAGUUGGAAGUAUAUGGUGACUUUGCCUUGAUAAUCUCUCAGAUUCAGAAUAAAUGGAAGAUCAAGGAAGAAAGGCUAAUGCCUUAUCAUGAAUGUCUUCAAAAGUGGGCCUCGAAAUUCAGCAAGAUUCAAUAUCAAUAUGUGCCAAGAAUGCAAAAUCAGAUUGUAGAUACUUUAGCAACAAUGGCAUCCAUGAUGGAUGGGCCAAAGGAAGAUAAAGCUAGACCAAUAGUGGUGGAACAGAAAGAAGAGCCAGCUUAUUGCCUGACAAUAGAAGAAGAUGAGGAAAAGAAUGGAGAAGAGGAAUGGUAUUCAGAUAUCCUACGGUACCUAAAGGAUGGGACAUACCCAAAGUCUGUAGACAAGAAUGACCAAUUGACUAUCAGGAAGUUGUCCACUAAUGAUAUUAUUUGUGGCGAAAAGCUUUACAGAAGAUCAUAUGAUGGAAUUCAUCUCUUUUGUGUGACCUCCAAGGAAGCACAACAAAUAAUUGAAGAGGUUCAUAAGUCAAGUUAUAGGCCACAUAUGAAUGCACACAUGCGGUCACGGAAGAUAAUGAGACAAGGUUAUUAUUGGACUACUAUGGAAGCCGACUGUGCAGCUUAUGUUUGA
Quercus lobata is the source of this 1131-nucleotide messenger RNA. RefSeq lists its product as uncharacterized. Gene Ontology annotation, molecular function: RNA-DNA hybrid ribonuclease activity; nucleic acid binding. Lineage: Eukaryota; Viridiplantae; Streptophyta; Magnoliopsida; Fagales; Fagaceae. The transcript has a single exon. The coding region runs from base 1 to 1131 and encodes 376 amino acids. The record is from RefSeq and is a predicted model, not a curated record.